AUGGAUGAUAAUGAUGAUCAAUAUCGUUGGGAAUCAGGCUAUGAAAGAACUUGGGAAGUUAUUCAAGAAGAUGAAAGUGGUUCAAUUACAGCUACUGUUAAUGCUAUUAAUCAGAAAAAUCGACGUAAAGAAUUAGCACAAUUACCAAAUGUUCGCCUUGGCAUGAUGCGUCAUCUCUAUUUAGUUCUCGAUAUGUCAGAUGCAAUGAAAGAUCAAGAUCUUCGACCUAAUCGACUAUUUUGUUCUAUUGAACUUUUAAAAGAAUUUAUAUUUCUUUAUUUUGAUUCAAAUCCAAUAUCUCAAAUAGGUAUAAUAAUAACACGAAAGAAACGUACAGAAAAAAUAAGUGAAUUAGCUGGUAAUCCACGUUCACAUGUUGCAUUACUUGAACAAUUAAAAUAUCAAGAAUGCGAAGGUGAAGCAUCAAUACAAAAUGCACUUGAAAUGGGAUUACAAACAUUGAAACAUAUGCCAAAAUAUUCUAGUCGUGAAAUGCUUUUUGUACUUGGAUGUUUAACAACAUGUGAUCCUGGAAAUAUUUCACAAACAAUUAAAAUUUGUAAAGAAAAUGAAAUUCGUUGUUCAGUGAUUAGUCUUUCAGCUGAAGUUCGAAUUUUUCGAAAAUUAUGCGUUGAUACUAAAGGUUUAUAUCAUGUCAUUGUUGAUUCAAGUCAUUUUCAAGAAUUAUUACAAAUUCAUUCUCGACCAUUACCAGCUUUAGAUAAAUUUGAAUCAUCACUUGUACGUAUGGGCUUUCCAAAAUAUCGAACAUAUACAACAUCAAAUGCAAAUAUAUCAUCAACAACAACAAGUAGUACAAAACAUGAAAAAGCUUCAAUGUGUAUGUGUCAUUUGGAACAACGUGGUGGAACAAAUGGUUUUUCUAUAGGUGGUUAUUUUUGUCCAACAUGUGAGAGUAAAUAUUGUGAAUUACCAACAGAAUGUAGUAUAUGUCAUUUAACACUUGUAUCAGCACCACAUUUAGCACGAUCAUAUCAUUUUUUAUUUCCAAUUGAACAAUUUAUUGAAAUAACACUUGAUAAAUCAAUAAGUAAAAAAUGUUUUGCAUGUCAACAUAUAUUUGAUGAACAAAAACAUAAAAAUAUAUAUCAAUGUACAAGUUGUAAAAAUGUUUUUUGUUUCGAAUGUGAUCUUUUUAUACAUGGAACUAUAUUUACAUGUCCGGGUUGUAUACGUUAUGGACAAUUAAAAUAA
Molecule: messenger RNA, 1215 nt
Organism: Rotaria sordida
Lineage: Eukaryota; Metazoa; Rotifera; Eurotatoria; Philodinida; Philodinidae
Source: the annotation of a GenBank genome assembly